Messenger RNA from Pseudoliparis swirei, 1876 nucleotides. It is a transcript of the gene cers5, whose product is annotated as ceramide synthase 5. Gene Ontology annotation, biological process: ceramide biosynthetic process. The record is from RefSeq and is a predicted model, not a curated record. The transcript is spliced from 10 exons. The coding region runs from base 102 to 1256 and encodes 384 amino acids. Gene Ontology annotation, cellular component: membrane. Gene Ontology annotation, molecular function: sphingosine N-acyltransferase activity; DNA binding. Lineage: Eukaryota; Metazoa; Chordata; Actinopteri; Perciformes; Liparidae.
UGGCCCAGGGGCAGGAGAGGCUCCCAUCAAGUUUCACACAUCCUCUUCCAGAUAAUAAACUCAUUUUAUUUAACCGACCGAGGUCUGGGACUCUGUAAAACAUGGCUGCCUUUUCAGCCUGGUUCUGGAACGAGAGGUUCUGGCUCCCACACAACGUCACCUGGGCGGAUCUGGCAGACCCAGCUCCCGGGGUCGAGUACCCCAAAGCUGGACACUUGUUUGCUGCCUUCCCGCUGGCUUUGGGGAUUUUCGCCGUCAGGAUACUUUUCGAAAGGGGCAUUGCCAGUCCCUGUGCCCGGAGUCUCCACAUCCAGCCGGGUAUCGGACGAAGAGCGCAGCCCAAUGCUGUGCUGGAGAAAGUGUUUACAUCCAUCACCCAGAAUCCAGACUCCCGCCAUCUGGACGGCCUCUCCAAGCAGCUGGACUGGGAGGUGCGAAGGAUCCAGCGCUGGUUCCGCCACCGCAGGAACCAAGAUAAACCCAGCACGCACACCAAGUUCUGCGAGAGCAUGUGGAGGUUUACAUUUUAUACGUGCAUAUUUACCUAUGGGCUCCGGUUUCUGUGGCAGUGUCCUUGGAUGUGGGAUACACAACUUUGCUGGUAUGGCUAUCCUUAUCAGGUCAUGACUCCGGGUCUCUACCACUACUACGUGACGGAACUGGCCUUCUACUGGUCUCUCGUGUUCUCCCAGUUCACCGACAUAAAAAGGAAGGACUUCCUGAUAAUGUUCAUCCAUCACCUGGCGACAGUUAGCCUGAUCAGCUUUUCUUACGUCAACAACAUGACGCGAGUCGGGAGCCUCGUGAUGUGUGUCCACGACGCCUCCGACUUCCUGCUGGAGGCAGGUAAAAUGGCCAACUAUGCCAAGUACCAGCGCUUGUGUGACUUCCUCUUCAUCGUGUUCAGUGCGGCGUUCUUCAUCACACGAUUAGUUAUUUAUCCAGUAUGGGUCCUGAACUCCACUCUGUUUGAGAGCUGGGCCAUCGUGGGGCCGUACCCGUCCUGGUGGCUCUUCAACUUCUUGCUGCUGGUCCUCCAAGUGCUGCACAUCAUCUGGUUCUACCUCAUCGCCCGUAUAGCUGUGAAGGCCAUGCUGCGGGGCAAGGUGAGCAACGACGUGCGCAGUGACAUCGAGAGCAGCUCGGACGAAGAGCCCGACACGCCCACAGGGGGCCCGAGGGCCUUUUCUCAUUCGCCCAGGGGGGAGAACGGCACCAGGAGCCACUGCGGCGUGCAGAACCACAGCAGCUGGUGACAGGAAGCUGGGAGCCCCCUGCAGUUCGUCCCUGGCGUCUCCAACCGCUCUGUCUUUUUGACAUUCCCUUGACAUCCAAGGCACACACACACACACACACCCACAGCUUUGAAGAGCCCCGCACUGACACAACUCGAGAGGGGACGUAUGAAAAGCUGCAAUGAUAUCAGUUGAAGGAAGUUACUUGCGUAGUCUUAUUCUUUAAAUGAUGGGAUUUUUCUUUUUUGUGCCGAGUUUGACUGCCGUUGUUGAUUUGUUUCAAUGUUCUCUCCCAGUUUUAUUGGUCAGAUGAACUUGUAUUAUUUGUGUGUUACUGUUUAAUUCACACUGGAUCCCGUAGGGUAGAAAACACUAAUCCGUAAAGGUCAUCUGAUGUCACAGUAGGUAUUACACAUAACGGUUUAAAUAACCGUUGUAGCUGUCGUUUGAUCAGCUCCUGAAGGCGCCUGCUGUGUGUAGGAGCAGAAGUACACACACAGCAGCAGUUUCGGCCUUCAGCGAUUUAAUGUGGAUUUUUCUCUUUUAACAUUGUUUGGCAAUUUUGACUUAACGUUUAUUUCCGUUUUACUGUAGUUGUUUUUUUACUACUUCUUCCGAGAUUAAAUGUUAAUGAAAUUCUU